CCUGCAGCCGCUCUUCUCUGGCAGAAACCCCGUAGUGCAGCACAACAGCGCCAUUCGGUAACUGCAAUAUUAUCCAAAAUGGCAGGAGCUGAUGGAGACGACUCUCUCUACCCUAUCGCCGUCCUCAUUGACGAGCUGCGAAACGAGGAUGUUCAGUUACGGCUGAACAGCAUCAAGAAGCUGUCCACUAUUGCUCUGGCCCUCGGUGUUGAGAGGACUCGCACUGAGCUGCUUCCUUUCCUCACAGACACCAUCUACGAUGAAGAUGAGGUGCUCUUGGCCUUGGCUGAGCAGCUUGGCAAUUUCACCAUGUUGGUGGGAGGGCCGGAGUUUGUCCACUGUCUCUUGCCUCCCCUGGAGAGCCUUGCUACAGUUGAGGAGACAGUAGUCAGGGAUAAAGCUGUGGAGUCCCUGCGGAAGAUCUCUCAGGAGCACUCUCCAGUUGAUCUGGAGGUCCAUUUUGAGCCUUUGGUCAAGCGGCUGGCCAGCGGUGACUGGUUCACUUCUCGCACGUCUGCCUGCGGCCUCUUUAGUGUUUGUUAUCCCCGUGUUUCCAGCACUGUCAAGGCUGAGAUCCGCCAGCAUUUCCGCACCUUGUGCUCAGAUGACACUCCUAUGGUGCGUCGUGCUGCAGCAUCUAAACUGGGGGAGUUUGCCAAAGUCUUGGAGCUGGAUUAUGUAAAAAGUGACAUAAUUUCCCUCUUCACUGCUCUGGCUUCUGAUGAGCAGGACUCAGUGCGGCUGCUUGCAGUGGAGGCCUGUGUCAGCAUUGCCACUCUGCUGCCCCAGGAGGACCUGGAGACACUGGUGAUGCCAACCCUGCGCCAGGCUGCAGAAGACAAAUCCUGGAGGGUCCGCUAUAUGGUGGCUGACAAGUUCUCUGAGCUCCAGAAAGCGGUGGGGCCAGAGAUCACCAAAAACGAUCUGGUCCCGGCCUUCCAGAAUCUUCUGAAGGACUGUGAAGCUGAGGUCCGCGCUGCUGCAGCCAACAAAGUCAAAGAAUUCUGUGAGAACCUCCCAGAGGACAGUCGUGAGCAAAUCAUCAUGACUCACAUUCUGCCCUGCGUCAAGGAACUUGUUUCGGACACCAACCAGCAUGUGAAGUCAGCCCUGGCCUCAGUCAUUAUGGGCCUUUCAACCAUCCUGGGCAAGGACAACACAAUAGAGCACUUGCUGCCUCUCUUCCUGGCUCAGCUCAAGGACGAGUGCCCCGAGGUGCGUCUCAACAUCAUCUCCAACCUAGACUGUGUGAACGAGGUGAUUGGCAUCCGUCAGCUCUCCCAGUCUCUGCUGCCAGCCAUUGUGGAGCUGGCAGAGGAUGCGAAGUGGAGGGUCCGCCUCGCCAUCAUAGAGUACAUGCCCCUGUUGGCAGGACAGCUGGGAGUGGAAUUCUUUGACGAGAAACUCAACACCCUCUGUAUGGCCUGGCUUAUUGACCACGUGUAUGCCAUCCGUGAGGCUGCCACCUGUAACCUGAUGAAGCUGGUGGAGAAGUUUGGAGCUGAGUGGGCUCAGAACACCAUCGUGCCCAAAGUUCUGGGCAUGGCCAACGACCCCAAUUACCUCCAUAGGAUGACUACUCUAUUCUGCAUUAAUGCUUUGUCAGAGGCUUGUGGCCAGGACAUCACCACUAAGCAGAUGCUACCAGUGGUCCUCAAGAUGUCCAAUGACCAGGUGGCCAACGUACGCUUCAAUGUGGCCAAGUCCCUUCAGAAGAUCGGCCCUGUCCUUGACAGCAAUGCCCUUCAAACAGAAGUGAAGCCAGUGCUGGAGAAGCUGGCCACAGACACAGAUAUGGAUGUCAAGUACUUUGCCCAGGAGGCCAUCAGUGUUCUGGCUCUAGCAUAAAACCAACCCAACAUGGCUAAACCAGACAACCACCCGAAACAACAACGCAAACACUUUUACAAGAUAUUUAUUGAUGUGCAGGAACAACUGGUUAAUGUAUAGAGAAAGCUGUUAACAAUUGUUUUAUCCUUUUUUCUUCUUAUCCUUUUGUUUACUGUCCAAUGGUAGACCAUGUCCAGUCAUAGCACAGACUUCUUCGUUAACCUUCCUCUUUGCUGUAAAUGGGUGCUUUUAACAAAGGCAAAGUGAUGAAUUUGCAUUAAGUGGUGCAUGCUGACUAAUGUGCUACUGUACUAGCUAGGCAUCGCUAACCAGAACCCCUCUCACAUUCCUCCCUUUUCCAUCCAUGGCCACUGUUGUACUUUAGCCACAGUCGUUGCAGCGUACCAUGUCUAUGUUCGCUACCAAGCACCGAGGGUCACGCUAGCUCUCUAACUUUGAGCAGCAGAUGGUUCAACGAGCUGUUUAUUUUGCAGAGCUUCCUCCCGAAUCUGCCCUCUGAUAGCUCUCUUUUCCCUGAGACACUGGUGUGGCUCUCCAGAGAAGUGAUUGAAAGCUCUGUGCAGGUCUAUAGUAGGCGGUCGUAUUUUUUUUUAUUUUUUUCCCACCAGACAAAACCUGCUGUGUCUCCUAAAUGCUAAACGGGAUUGUUCUGUACAAAGCUUUGACAAAGAAAUAAUGUGGUGUCCAUUACUGCAUGUAAUCUGAUGAACCUGCUCAGUGAUUGCAUGUACAAGUCAAUCUCAAAUAGUGUCCUUUCCCAACUCUAUAUACCAGACUCCCCUGCCCUUCUGCACUGUUCUCUGCAGCAACACACAUUGUGUUGGUCUAAUAAAGGAAUUACCUCAGCCCGUCGUAACGGGGACCAGCUCGGUCGUAAAAGUGUUGCUCAUAAUUAUCCCUCCUCCAAAUCCUCGCUGACUUUGUUGAUGUGCUUGGGUGGGAAGCUGUAGUCAGGUGUGAUUUUCUGCAAUAUGUUCUCGGCAUUGCUCUUAAUCUUCGUGCCAAUGACUUUGAUAAGCAGUGGUGUUUUUCUUUUUAGUAUGCGUGGGUAAACAGUUUUCACCUGUCCUGUUCCGUAAAGAGACACCGUUCUGUUCUGUAAGGGACACUUUAUUCCUCGGACUUUAAUGGGAUGUUAUAACUAAAUUGACAACAGCUGCAAGGGCCGUGAGAUAAAAAAAACAAAAACCCAUGGCACUCCUUGUGUCCUAGAGCCACCCAGUUUUCUCAGAAAUCCCUGCAAAGUCCUCCACUGUACAUGAGAUUUAAAAGCAUACGGUCAGCAAACACGCGAUUUGGCAACCUGUGGGUUCUUGCUUACAAACAUCUACACGAUGGAGAACGAGUGCAUGCUUUCGAAGAAAGUGGGAUGGGGGACGUGGAGCGUGUGUACGUUAGGCUGCAAAAUGUUUUAUUAUGGGGUGGGAGCUGGGGUGGUUAUGGGCGGGUUGAAUAAAUGUAUCGUCUGUGUUGAUAAAAGAAACUUUUGUCUUUCCCUGAACUACUCCCACUGUCCCCUUCUCCUCCCCUCUCAUUUUGUUCUCUUGAAUAAACCUUGAUUGUUGAUUGUCCUGUAUCACGAAGACUGCUUUUUAUUUUUAUUUUGAAUUCUCUUCAUAAUUGGGAUGCUGUACUACUGUAUCUUGAUCUGAAUAAAGUAACACAAAGGAACCAG
This is a messenger RNA of Morone saxatilis (striped sea-bass), 3526 nucleotides long. It is a transcript of the gene ppp2r1bb, whose product is annotated as protein phosphatase 2, regulatory subunit A, beta b. Gene Ontology annotation, cellular component: protein phosphatase type 2A complex; cytoplasm. Gene Ontology annotation, biological process: protein dephosphorylation. Bases 79 to 1848 code for a protein of 589 amino acids. The transcript is spliced from 15 exons. The record is from RefSeq and is a predicted model, not a curated record. NCBI's taxonomy places the organism in Eukaryota, Metazoa, Chordata, Actinopteri, Moronidae. Gene Ontology annotation, molecular function: protein binding; protein phosphatase regulator activity.